UAUUAAAUCUAUCAAGAAAUCUUUUAGACAAAUAGAUUAUAAAUUACUUCGUUUAACUGAACAAUUAAAACAAAUUCCUAGUAAAAAAACAUUCAAUGAAAAUUACGUGAAUCAACUCAAACAAAAAUUAACUCAACUAACAGAAGAACUUAAUAAACCAAAAAAUAUAUCCAUUGAAGAAACUUCAACAUUAUUUAUCAAUAAAAUUAAUCUAAUUGAUCGAUCUAAUACAAAAUGGAAAGAAUUUGGAAUUAAUAUUACUGAAGGGAAUGAAUUAAAUCAACUACAUAGUCCUUCAAGUAUAUUUAUUGAUGAUGAUACAACAAUUUAUUUUGUUGAAUCUCAAAAUGGUCGUAUUAUUAAAUGGAAAUCAGAUGAAAAUUAUGUUGAAACUGUUGCUGAUGGAAUAGGAAAAGAGAUAAAUCCAUUGAUUUAUCCAAUAAAUAUGAUUAUUAAUAAAGAAAAUGAUUGCUUUAUUAUUGAUGAUUUUCAAAAUAAACGAAUAAUGCAAUAUUCUCGUCAAAAUAAUGAAACUGGACAAAUAAUUAUGUCUAAUAUAAAUUGUUAUGGUUUAGCAAUUGAUAAAUAUGGAUUUAUUUAUGUUUCUGAUUAUGAAAAACAUGAAGUUAGAAAAUUUAAAAUAGGAGAUCAAAAUGGAAAAAUAGUUGCAGGCGGAAAUGGAAAAGGAACAAAUUUGAAUCAACUCAAUUGUCCCACUUUUAUGUUUGUUGAUGAUGAUUGUUCAUUAUAUAUAUCAGAUUGUGCAAAUCAUCGUAUAAUAAAAUGGUUAAAAGAUGCAAAACAAGGAAUUAUUGUUGCUGGUGGAAAUGGAGAAGGAAGUAGCUUUAAACAAUUAUCUGGUCCUAAAGGAAUUAUUGUUGAUGAAUUUAAUCAAAUUUAUGUGGCAGACUAUGGAAAUAAUCGAGUGAUGCGUUGGAUCGAAGGUGCAACAAAAGGAAGUAUUGUUGUUGGUGGGAAUGGACGUGGAGAAGAAUUGAAUCAAUUAUUUUAUCCUAUGAAUUUAUCAUUUGAUCAACAAAGAAAUCUUUAUGUUGUCGAUUCAGAAAAUAAUCGAAUAGUAAAAUUUGAAGUUGAUUUUAAUUAA
This is a messenger RNA of Adineta steineri, 1105 nucleotides long. The record is from the annotation of a GenBank genome assembly. NCBI's taxonomy places the organism in Eukaryota, Metazoa, Rotifera, Eurotatoria, Adinetida, Adinetidae.